GUCAUCUACAUUCGACGCGUAAACAGAUUCGUGGAUUUUACCAUCUCGCGCGGACAAUGAUCCUGAAACUGGGCUGGCUGCUGCUCCUGUUCAUCUCUGCAGCGGUGCGGUCUGUGCCCAUCGAUCGUAAUGUAGGCAAUCAGGAGCAGAAGGAGGAAACACAGGAGGAGAACAUGGACACGGGUCUGUACUACGACCGCUACCUCAGAGAAGUGAUCGAGGUUUUGGAGACUGACCCUCACUUCAGAGAGAAACUGCAGACAGCAAACACAGAGGACAUCAAGAACGGGCGUCUCAGUAAAGAGCUGGACCUGGUCAGUCACCAUGUAAGGACCCGACUGGAUGAGCUGAAGCGGCAAGAAGUUUCUAGGCUCAGGAUGCUGCUGAAAGCCAAACUGGACAGCACAAACACGCAGAGCCUUCAGAUGGACCACGCCUCUCUGCUGAAGCAGUUUGAACAUCUGGAUCCACACAACCAAAACACCUUUGAGGCUAAAGACCUCGAGCUGCUGAUUUCAACGGCCACCAAGGAUCUGGAAAAUUAUGACGCUGAGCGACAUGAGGAGUUCAAGCGCUACGAGAUGCUGAAGGAGCACGAGAGGCGGGAGUACCUCAAGGGUCUGGACCAGGAGAAGAGGGAGAGGGAGGAGAAAAGGCUGCUGGAGAUGAAAGAGAAACACCGCCAGCACCCAAAAGUCAACGCCCCGGGAAGUGUUGCUCAGCUGAGGGAAGUUUGGGAGGAGACGGAUGGAUUAGAUCCUCAGGAGUUCAACCCUAAAACUUUCUUCAAGCUGCACGAUACAAAUGAAGAUGGAGUUUUAGACGAGCAGGAGUUAGAAGCACUCUUCACUAAGGAGCUGGAGAAGGUCUACGACCCAAAGAACGAGGAGGACGACAUGAUGGAGAUGGAGGAAGAACGUCUGAGGAUGAGGGAGCACGUCAUGAACAACGUGGACACAAAUAAAGACCGGCUCGUCAGCCUGGAGGAGUUCCUCAAAUCCACAGAGAGGAAGGAGUUCAGUAAUCCCAAAGACUGGGAGACGCUGGACGACAAACCAGCGUACACCGAGGAAGAGCUCCAGCGAUUUGAGGCCGAGCUCAGGGACAAAGAGGAAGAGCUGAAGAGGAAGGCGGAGACUCUUCGUCAGGAGCAGGAGCUGCUGAGGGAGAGAGGCAAAGCCUUGGAGGCCCAGAAAAGAGAGUACCAGCAGGCAGUGUUAGAAAUGUCUCAGAGGCAGAAAGAGCAGCUGGAAGUGGACCGGCAGCCUCCUGCAGGUCCGAAUGGAGAGCUCCAGUUUCAGCCACAGACAAAUAAACCUGAAGAGGUCAAAGGUCCAGGAGAAGCCCAGAACAAUCUGCCAGCAGAACCUCCACAAAACCUGCCCAUCCACGUUUAACGCGCCGUCUUUUAACAGCGUCCGCACCAACAGAAAGGCUCGUACGUUUUAAUGAAUCGUUUGAAAUGCGUGACGCACGUUUCAGUUCACACCAACCUGCUUCUUGGUUUCAGCGUCCUGUGCUGUGUGUUCAUCUCAGUGGUCUAUAUUAGAUUAAAGGUUAAAAAACACACGAGCUGUUAGUGCAUGCGUGCUCAUGUAUCUUCAGUUUCAGUGAAGCUUUUCAGUCAUGCAACGUCCUCCUCGCUGUGAAAUCACAAAUAAAAUCUUCAUUGAAACCACCA
Messenger RNA from Nematolebias whitei (Rio pearlfish), 1681 nucleotides. It is a transcript of the gene nucb1, whose product is annotated as nucleobindin 1. The transcript has 13 exons. Gene Ontology annotation, cellular component: endoplasmic reticulum-Golgi intermediate compartment; extracellular exosome. Bases 57 to 1397 code for a protein of 446 amino acids. Gene Ontology annotation, molecular function: calcium ion binding. NCBI's taxonomy places the organism in Eukaryota, Metazoa, Chordata, Actinopteri, Cyprinodontiformes, Rivulidae. The record is from RefSeq and is a predicted model, not a curated record.